CACACAACAUAGUGCUACCAGAAAUCUCGAUGGGAAAUAUUAACACUUCUCUUAAUUUACUUGAGGGAUUACUUAUAAGUUCUCACACACAAAAUCCACUCGCACCUGUACUUGAGAAGUGUCAGUUGAUCAAAGAUCUUAUCCAUGCAUUGCACGAGGUUGUAGGUGCCAUGAAAGUCACACAACCACGAUUCUUGCACUUGAUGGCUUAUUACAACUACAUUAAAGGUAACAUCAAGAAGGCCUACAGUUUUCUAAAGAAUGCACAUGAUAUUGCCUCAGCACAGGGAAAUAUUCUUGAAGAGAGAUGGAUUCAACACACUAAGAUGGUCUGGGAAAACCCUGUUGUCAUACAGAAACGUUCUCAUAGUAAAAAACUCUAUAAACUGGAAAAUCAAAACAUCAGUAUUGACAGCAUACAGUUUUACUCAUUUGUAACAUAAUGCUGUGUCAAAUAUGUCAUCCAGAAAUCAACUAAAUGUUUAUAAGA
Messenger RNA from Schistocerca americana (American grasshopper), 490 nucleotides. RefSeq lists its product as uncharacterized. Bases 30 to 443 code for a protein of 137 amino acids. Lineage: Eukaryota; Metazoa; Arthropoda; Insecta; Orthoptera; Acrididae. The record is from RefSeq and is a predicted model, not a curated record. The transcript has 3 exons.